AUGGACGACCCUCCCUUCAUUUCACCAGGCCUCUCACUCCAACGAGCCGAGGUAGGCGAUGUACCCCACAUCCAAUCCAUCAUCAAUGAAGCCUACGCGAAAUACAUUCCACGGAUGAACAAACCCCCAGCCCCAAUGACGACAGACAACGGAUCCCUUCUCGCGUCGCCAGACCAUUCAAUCUUCGUCCUCCGGUCAAUCAACAAAGAAAUAGUCGGCGCGCUAAUCCUAUACCACGGAGACAACACGGAUGAGGUGCAGAUUGACAACGUCGUCGUUGACUCACAAGCCCAAGGCCGCGGAUACGGCAAAGUGUUAAUGCGUUACGCGGAAGACUUUGCGAAAUGCCGCAGGCGCAUCGCCCUCAUACUGUACACAAACGUGGUUAUGGUGGAGAAUUUGGCUUUGUAUCCCAAGAUGGGCUUUGUAGAGACUGAGAGACGGACAGAGGAAGGAUUUGAACGUGUGUAUUUUCGUAAAGAGCUAUUGUAA
This is a messenger RNA of Fusarium pseudograminearum CS3096, 492 nucleotides long. RefSeq lists its product as uncharacterized. The record is from RefSeq and is a predicted model, not a curated record. Gene Ontology annotation, molecular function: acyltransferase activity, transferring groups other than amino-acyl groups. NCBI's taxonomy places the organism in Eukaryota, Fungi, Ascomycota, Sordariomycetes, Hypocreales, Nectriaceae. The transcript has a single exon. Bases 1 to 492 code for a protein of 163 amino acids.